ACCAGGGCCCAGGCCUCCCCUUUGAGGAGUGGAUGCAGCGCUUCCGCGUGUCAGCCACCUCAGGAAGAAAAGCAGAAGCCUUAGAGCUUUGUGCAUGUGACCUGGGAACCCAUUGAGCUCAUGGACCCACAUCACAUCCUCGAAGACCAUCGAGUGGCCCACCCUCAAGACCCUCACCACCCGUCAGAGAAGCCUGUCAUUCACUGCCAUAAAUGUGGAGAGCCGUGCAAAGGAGAAGUGCUUCGGGUCCAGACCAAGCAUUUCCACAUCAAAUGUUUCACCUGCAAAGUGUGCGGCUGUGACCUGGCCCAAGGGGGCUUCUUCAUAAAGAACGGGGAGUAUCUCUGCACCUUGGACUACCAGAGGAUGUAUGGCACACGAUGCCAUGGCUGCGGGGAGUUCGUGGAAGGAGAGGUGGUGACCGCCCUGGGCAAGACCUACCAUCCCAACUGCUUUGCCUGCACGAUCUGCAAGCGCCCGUUUCCACCCGGAGACCGAGUCACAUUCAAUGGGAGAGACUGCCUUUGCCAGCUCUGCGCGCAGCCUAUGUCUUCCAGCCCUAAAGAAGCCUCCUGCUCUGGCAAUUGCGCUGGCUGCGGACGAGACAUCAAGAAUGGACAGGCCCUGCUGGCGCUGGAAAAGCAGUGGCACUUGGGUUGCUUUAAGUGCAAGUCCUGCGGGAAAGUCCUCACCGGCGAGUACAUCAGCAAGGAUGGUGCUCCAUAUUGUGAAAAGGACUACCAGGGGCUCUUCGGGGUAAAAUGUGAAGCCUGCCACCAGUUCAUCACAGGGAAAGUCCUGGAGGCGGGUGACAAGCAUUACCACCCGAGCUGUGCACGAUGCAGCAAGUGCACCCAGAUGUUCACAGAAGGAGAGGAAAUGUAUCUUCAAGGUUCUACCGUUUGGCAUCCCGACUGUAAGCAAUCGACCAAGACUGAGGAAAAGCUGCGGCCUACCAGGACUUCCUCCGAAAGCAUUUACUCUCGACCAGGCUCCAGCAUCCCUGGAUCCCCGGGCCAUACUAUCUAUGCAAAAGUGGACAAUGAAAUCCUGGAUUACAAGGAUUUAGCAGCCAUUCCCAAGGUCAAGGCAAUUUAUGACAUUGAACGUCCAGAUCUUAUUACCUAUGAGCCUUUCUACUCUUCGGGCUAUGAUGACAAACAGGAGAGGCAGAGCCUGGGAGAGUCUCCAAGGACUCUCUCUCCUACUCCGUCAGCGGAAGGGUACCCGGAUGGGCGGGACCGGAUGAUCCACCGGUCCACAAGCCAGGGCUCCAUCAACUCCCCGGUGUACAGCCGCCACAGCUACACUCCAACCACAUCCCGCUCUCCUCAGCAUUUUCACAGACCCGGCAAUGAGCCGUCCAGCGGCCGGAACUCCCCUCUCCCUUACCGGCCAGACAGCCGCCCUCUCACUCCAACUUACGCUCAGGCCCCUAAACAUUUCCAUGUUCCAGAUCAAGGGAUCAACAUUUACCGAAAACCACCCAUCUACAAACAGCAUGAUGCAGCUGCCUUGGCAGCCCAGAGCAAAUCUUCGGAAGACAUCAUCAAGUUUUCCAAGUUCCCAGCAGCCCAGGCUCCAGACCCCAGCGAGAUUCCAAAGAUUGAGACGGACCACUGGCCCGGUCCCCCCUCACUUGCCGCCGUAGGAGCUGAUGCGAGACGCAGAUCUAGUGGCCGAGAGGAAGAGGAUGAAGAGCUUCUGAGACGCCGGCAGCUUCAAGAGGAGCAACUAAUGAAGCUCAACUCAGGCCUUGGCCAGCUGAUCCUGAAAGAAGAGAUGGAGAAGGAGAGGGAGAGCCGGGAGAGGGCCUCCCUGGCCGCCAGUCGCUAUGAUUCCCCCAUCAACUCAGCUUCACAUGUUCUAUCGUCCAAAACCUCAUCUCUCCCAGGCUAUGGAAGAAAUGGGCUUCACCGGCCUGUUUCUACAGACUUUGCUCAGUACAACAGCUACGGGGACGUCAGCGGGGGAGCGCGAGACUACCAGACCCUCCCAGAUGGCCACAUGCCUGGAAUGAGGAUGGACCGGGGGGUCUCCAUGCCCAACAUGUUGGAACCAAAGAUAUUUCCGUAUGAAAUGCUGAUGGUGACCAACAGGGGGCGCAACAAAAUCCUAAGAGAUGUGGACAGAACCAGGCUGGAGCGCCACUUAGCCCCAGAAGUGUUUCGGGAGAUCUUUGGAAUGUCCAUCCAGGAGUUUGACAAGUUACCUCUUUGGAGACGCAACGACAUGAAGAAAAAAGCAAAACUCUUCUGAGUCCCACAUGUAGACAGCCAUUAGGAGGACUGAUCACGGCGGGGACACAUAGGAUGUUGAAUUAAGGCCCAAACUUGAUUGGAGCAUUUGUAAACUACAGUCCCUCAGCAACAGCCAAAAGGGAAAAAUCUGAUUAAAACACCCAUGAGCCAAAUAUGGGGCCAGCCCAUGGCCAAUCUCGCCCAGCAGCAGUGGGGUAGAAAUGUCUGUGUUUCCACGCUCGACAUUAGCGUUCACCUGUGACCUUUUCCCAUCACCUUGUGUCCACAACAGGAGCUACUUCUUUCAUUUUCUUUCAACUGUUAUCCAACAGUAGUGCGUCUGUAUGAAUAAGAGCCAGCAAGUGCCCUUAAGAUGCCGCAUGGGCAAGCAAUUGUAAUAAUUCCAAAGUAUGAAUAUAUUUAUCUUGUAGCGCCUUGGCUGAGAAGCAAGAGCCCGGGGGACAGGUCCAUGUGGCAGCAGCCUUUGCCUCUUUCCUCACUGGCCUCCUGCAGUUGCCCGGGCCUCAGCGGGAUGGACAGCAGGGUCGGGCUCCCCAGGAGCUCUGUUUCAAUAGCCACCAAAGGCAUUUUUAACGAGCUCCUUGUUCCCUACUGUUCGCUAGGACCCAACUUGGCAAGUUACUUAGCUGUUGCUAAAAAAAAAAAAAAAAAAAUUGAGAAAGAGAGGAAAAAGGAAUGGAUGAAAAUUCUCCUUUAACCCUUUUCUGCUUCAGGAAGUGUGUUCCUCCCCACCAAGGACAAGAGCUGUCUCAGCCCCCAGCCCUCCACUCUCACAAAGAAGGGAAAGGGAAAGAUUAUCUCCUGAUUGGCCCAGUUGGAUACUGUUAGAUGAGUUUGGUCCAAAGGCCAUAGCCCUCUUGACCAAAAAAAAAAAAAUCUGUGUCUUCCCAAUGCAAGUUUCCCAACCCAGCUUCCUCUUCUUUCUAUCCAGCAUCCUAUAUAUCACACCAAGCCCUCGAUGAUUUUGAGUUCUUUAAGGUCUUUUCAGUAGUAGGCUAAGGAAAGGCAUGUUUUUCUCUUUGAAAGCUCUGAAACUCAAGGGCGAUGGCCCCCAGCUGAUUUAAUUUGGUCUUUCCAGCUUUCUCGCCUAGCUCUGCUGACUUCCUGAUAUGUGCGUGUGUGUGUGUGUGUGUUUGUGUUUGUGUUUUCACUCACCCAUGACAGUUUGGGGAGUCUGCUUGUGCUUUUAAAUUUCAUUCCUGCUUGAAGGUUUGUCCCACUCAGCUGCAGUUUCUGGGGGACAUUUGCACAGGUGCAUGUGACUCAAUGGUCAAGAGUGAGGCUAACUGCAUCCUGGCCAGCAGGUCCCUCAUGGAAAGAUGCUGGUGGUUAGAAGCCGGCAUAUUCCCUGACACAUGUAGCUCAAGUCAGCAUCAGACUGAAGACCGAGGCUUUGGAUCAGGCUGGGAGGAGACAACAGCAGAGCAUCCCACCAGAGUCCUCAGACUCAGCAACACAAGAUUCACAUUGGAGCCAAGGAUUACACCCAAACUUGCAUUUAAGACAUCCACCAUGGUUCCUAAAAGCCUCUGGCUGAGACUUGAAGGUGAUGUCAGAUACAUGUAGGAGGUUGUCGCAUUUAUUUGUGUGCUUUGGAGGGCUGCUUAAGAAUUUAAACUCGUAUUUAAAGCCAAAGGAGAAAGCAUAGGAGGUUGUCACAUUAAUUCUCAUGCUUUGGGGGCUCUGUUUAAGAACUUGUAAACUCUUAUUUUAAAGCCAAAGGAGAGAACCUGUAUAUGCCACUAAUUGUAAAAGCUCAGAAGUUCUUCCUGCUGGCACCAAAUAUUAGAAUGAGUUAGUAGCUGAUACCAGUGGCAAAAAGCAAGAAUAUUCUUUCUGACCUUGUGCUGGAGACCUAACUUGUGACACACUCUAGAGACUGGGUGUCUGAAUGAACAUGACAGUUGCUUUAUUGUAUUCUGUGCUCUUCCCAGAGGAAUCUAAACCUGCCUGACCUUUGCUAGACACUGAAUGUUUGAGGACUCUGUAUGUGUGUGAAUGUGGGUUGGACCUACUGAUGUAUUUAGCAAAUGGUUCUGGUGAGGUUGAUGUGAGGAAACCAGCUCCACCUUGGGCUGAAGGCAGAUCACAGCCCCUUCAAUUCUGUCCCUUCAUCUGUUUGGUUUGUUGCCUUUUGCUUCAUUCAGUACAUCCACUGGCCCAUCUUCUCUCUAACCUCUCUGCAUGGCAGCCCUCAGCACCUGUGUGUCCUGAUCCUCGCUUCACUUUGGCAAAGUAUGAGCGUGGGGACCACAGUGUAGGCCCAGCGUUUGCCUGCCUUGACCAAUGACAAAGAUGGCCGAAUGGAUCCUAGGGCUCAGCUAGAGGAGAGAGAUUUUCAUGAUGGAGAUAAGAAGGACCCUCAGUGUUUUUCACUGGCGAAUGAGUUAAAAACCCACAUACUUGCCAAUCAAAUGUCAGUGGAAGAAAACCCCCAAUGAUAGUUAAAGAACUGAUCCCUAAAUUUGCCCCCACUAAUGAAACUUUACUUUUCUUCUUGCUUUUGAAUUCAGUUCAGCAUCCUCCUUGGGUUAGGGGAAUGCUUCUUUGCAUAUCAAAUGUAUUAGCUAAUUUAAACUAUACCAUGCAAAACUGCCUUUCCAGAAAUGCCGAUGGCUUCCUGUCUGUAAGCAGACCAGUGCUGCCCUCUGAAGUGGGGGCUCCCCAGCCCCGCUCCCCGGCAGAAAGCUCCAGGCGGAGUGAUGGGUCAUGGCACAACCUGGUUCUCCCAACUGCCAAAUCAAAUCAAUGGGCUACAACACCCUAUCUGUUUCGUUGAACUGAGCUCAGCAUGCUUGUCCCCAGAAUGUCCAGGUCACUGCACAGGAAAUCAGUGUUCUCUGCCUGAAUCCUGCUCUGCAUAAAAAAUUCCAGUUCUUAACACUGUCAAAUUAAUGAGAAUUGUUUACUCUAGGAAAAGGAAGUAUAUGCAUGGCAAGCUUCCCUAGUACAUACAGAAAGGGCUACAUUUUUGAGCAUUGGACUGACUAGUGAUUCUUAAAGCAUAGGCUGAUUGCAUGAAGAGGCCUCUAUAGUUACAUGAAGGUCAGCGCUUCCUUUAGAGUUUCUUCCAGAAAAGCCAGGAUACCAUUUAGUCUCUGGGUGUGAUUUAUGUCAAGACACAAAGAGCAUUUGGAAACUUGUCCAUCUUGCUGGGCGUUUAUCUCUUGGUUUGGGUUCGUUACUAAAUGUUCUUAAUGUGACUUCUUUAAUCACAAAAGAGAAACUGCCUGUUCUCAGAAACCUUGAACAGAAAAGCUAACGUCAAUGGGUAAUAAGGUGCAAAGAAGAAAAAUAGCUUCUCCCUGUCAUGUCCUCAGUCUCCCCUCUUCUCCCAGUUCUGUUGUGUCCAAGCUGAGUUUCCUCUUCCAGGGUGAGGGAACUACACCUUUUUCAACUUCCAUCCCCUCCAUCUGUGAUGUCAAUCAGCUCCACUGGUAAAAGUCUCACUGGAAAUGUUUCUUAAACUUUCACCCAAUUUCUUUACACUUUAAAGCAAACACCUUUUUCUAAAGAACUGCUUCUCAGAUGAUUAUAUAAAAUAUAUAUGCUUUUGCAAGCUUAAAAAUUCAAAUUCACUUUUGACUAGAUAGGUCUUUCUGAAAACUCUUUAAGGCAAACUUGGUGUUAGCGUUCUCCUGUGUAUUGAGGGGCAGGGGACCCUCCUGUCUAUAGGCUCCCAGAGCCCUCUCUCUGACUGCCGGGAAAGACGGUGGAAGGAAAAUGAACUUUGUGCCAUCAACCCUUCUGUGUCCUCUGCAGGAAGCUCAGUUUUUACAAAUCAUCUUGUCUGUUUUUCUGGUCACUGUUUAAUCUGUACUUCCUAGGCCAGACUUGAUUUUGUCUGACUUAUUAAGAUUAUUUCCCUUUGAUAAAACAAGUGUUUGUCAGGAUGCCCUAAAACUCACUCAUUAGUACUCACUCCCUUUUGAAGUACGUUCUAUUAAAAAAAAAAAAGAUUAUUUCAGGCUUGAGAUUUGUAAUGACACCUUAUAGUGCAUUAAGGGAACUACCCAAUUAUGCUUUUUUCUUUUUUGAAGGGUAAUUGCUUUACAGAAUUUUGUGGUUUUCUGUCAUACAUCAACAAGAACCAGCCAUACGUACAACCAUGUCUCCUCCCUCCCAGAUACCCCUCCCAAUUAUGUUUUAAUGAAAGAAAGAGAAACUUUGGUAUUAAAAAAAACACUUUCUGUUUGCUGCCAAGAAGCAGUGGGGAGAUGGUGACUGACACACUUUGCAUGUGAAUCUUUGUGUUUUUCAUUUGGGACAAGUUUCAUUUAUGACAGACUCAAAAGGGGGAAGUGGUCAGUUUAAGCUGGAAAGCUUUCUAAACAAUCUGCUUGUACACAGCAAAAUUAAAGCCAAUCUGUUCUGAUGCUUAGUGUAAUGGAGUGGCAGUUGCUCUCAUUAAAUAAAAUUCUUCCCCAAAGAGUCUCUCCCAACCCCUGAGUCGCUUUCUGAGCCCAUUUGGCAAAGGUAGAGGAGAAGCCUGCAUCCACUAACAUUCAGAAAGGCAGGGAGCUACUUAGUUGAUUGUAUACGUGUAUGUUUCUUUACUCUUACGGAAGAGAAGUGUCCAAGGGAUUGGUGUUCUUUUGGGGUGUUCUGUACAGACCUGUCCAGUAAUAAACAUGUGUGGUUUCUGUGAGUUGCCGACAAUCCUGCAUUGAAGCUUUUGCAGUUCUUUCAUUUUGAAGUUGAGUUUAAUGAAAUUUUUUUUUUGCAAGUGUUGGAAGGCAUACUGUUCUUCGUGCCUCCCCUCCCCUUCCAGAAAUAUGAAAGCAAAUAUUUGGAAGAAAUGCUGUUUAAAAGAUGUAUCGUGUCCCCCGUGAAAGUGUGUGGGUGUCUGUCGGUGUCCCGAGUGCCGCGCGCCAGUGCGCAGAGGCGGGGGUGGCCCUGGGCCCGAGCUGCCACGCUUGUGAUGCUGACCUGCUCCGCGCUCCUGUUGGAAUCAGCACCUGCCUCCCCCCGCCGCUGUCUGGCCUCACCGUUAUCCUCACGUAUUCCUCAGUGAAUAAAGUGUGUGCUUUAUUCGUAA
Messenger RNA from Capra hircus (goat), 7299 nucleotides. It is a transcript of the gene ABLIM1, whose product is annotated as actin binding LIM protein 1. The coding region runs from base 121 to 2259 and encodes 712 amino acids. The transcript has 23 exons. The record is from RefSeq and is a predicted model, not a curated record. Gene Ontology annotation, biological process: cilium assembly; cytoskeleton organization; lamellipodium assembly. Gene Ontology annotation, molecular function: actin filament binding. NCBI's taxonomy places the organism in Eukaryota, Metazoa, Chordata, Mammalia, Artiodactyla, Bovidae. Gene Ontology annotation, cellular component: stress fiber; actin cytoskeleton.